This is a messenger RNA of Anoplopoma fimbria (sablefish), 1318 nucleotides long. It is a transcript of the gene glipr1a, whose product is annotated as GLI pathogenesis-related 1a. Gene Ontology annotation, cellular component: extracellular region. The transcript is spliced from 6 exons. Lineage: Eukaryota; Metazoa; Chordata; Actinopteri; Perciformes; Anoplopomatidae. Bases 88 to 909 code for a protein of 273 amino acids. The record is from RefSeq and is a predicted model, not a curated record.
UUUCCUGUUUCAGUUUGACAGCUGUAAAGUGUAUUUCACAAACUACAGCUUCCGUGCCUUCGCUUGUGGGCUUUUAUUCUUUGAAGAAUGAGGAGCGCGGUGCGGAUGUUACUUUGGGCCUGGAUUAUCCUGGACUCAGCGGAUUUUUCAAUCUCACUGCCAGAAAUCACAGAUGGGGAGUUCAUUGAUGAAUGUGUGAAGGAACACAACAUGGCGCGGUCGUCCGUCAAUCCACCUGCAAGUGACAUGCUGUACAUGACAUGGGACGAGGGCUUGGCCAUUACUGCAAGAGCGUGGGCAAGGCACUGUGUGUUUGAACACAACACCUACCUCAAAGAUGUCCGCCGCGUGCACCCUACCUUCUCCUCUGUGGGAGAAAACAUAUGGGUAGGACACCCACCGUCACUUUUCAAUGUGUUGGGGGCCAUAAAACUUUGGGUGGAUGAAAAACAAGACUACAACUACAACACCAAUGACUGCAGAAAAGUCUGUGGCCACUACACUCAGGUUGUCUGGGCAAACAGCUACAAGGUCGGUUGUGCCGCCCAGCUGUGCCCCAAAGGUGUCAAAAAAACAAACUUCGGUUCCAGAGAGAGUGUCAUUUUUGUAUGCAACUAUGCUACAGCGGGUAAUGUGAACGGAAGGCAACCAUAUAAUAAUGGAGGGGCAGGCUGCUCUGGAUGUGAAGGCACCUGUGAGAAUAAUCUAUGCCGUAGCCAAGAACGAGAUUCACCCAAAAGUUACAACUGGACUCCAGACUGGGACCCUGCACCGGCUACCUCUGGCUCGGCUACCCCUGGCUCCAAAUAUGAGACUAUUCUGGUUGCCCGACCCAUUGCCCUCAUCUUCACCUUCAUCGCGGCGUAUGCAGUCCGCCACUUUUAUCCUGAUAUCUUCUGCUAUGAAUAGACCACCUGAGGGGACCCGAAGGACAUGGAUUUAUUCCGCCAGUGCCAAGUCCCAUCAGAGCUGUACAUAAACGAUCAAAAAGUGCAUACGAUUUACGCACUAGCUUCUUCGUAGCAAGCCGCUAGCCACAGAUUUAAGCCAUCCAACAGGACAUUAGCAACCCAAUGAACCUCGGGUUCGGGAGGGAAAACUAAAGUGAACACUGAGCUCCUUAUUUUACUGCAGCGGUGUGCAGCUACAGUUACAUUAGGUUUAAGCUGCACUAAUCAGUUUGUUCAUGCAAGCAAAAUAAGACAUAUGAUUUCCUCAAAUCUACAUUGCGUUUUCACAUUCGGUUCACUCUCGCUGCUCUUCACCAAUCCUGUUCACAGACAGCAACUCUGCACCACCUGCACAGCAGACGGAGCGA